AUUUUUCAACGACCCACUACCAUAUCACUUCAUCAAUUUUAUAUCAUUGGGUGAGAAACUCUUAGUAGAUGCAGCAGGAGUCAAUCAAAUCAAAUUAAAAUAACAAACAAGCAUCUCAAAUAAAAAAAAAGAAAAGAAAAAUAGAGACAAAAAAUGAGAUGAAACAAGAGAAGAAGAAGAUGAAGAAACAUAGAUAGAAUCUGUAGUAUCAGUUAAGUUAGUUUAGUUAGUUAGUUACGAGAUGGGUUUGGGCGAUGUUGUUGUUCCUUUGGCACUCUCCAUCAGCAUCUGCUUCCUCUCUUGUUCGCGAGAUCUGAUCUUCGUUGAUGCCAAGGAACAAAAUCUCACUGUUACCCCAAUCAACUAUGAUCUCUACCAUUCCAGUGGCAAGUUUUUGGAAGAGAUCAAGGCUUUGGUUCAUCGUCACUCGGAUAUGCUCGCUAUGGAGACCAUUAAAGCCGGGAACAAAGGCUAUGGUGCUGAGAUUACCGUGGUUACUUAUUCGGAGCGAAAGAGAGAGACAGACGAGAGAUCAAAGUUCCGCAUACUUCUUAGUUUUGGGCAGCAUGGAAGGGAGCUUAUUACAACUGAACUUGCUUUAAGGAUUUUGUCUAUUCUAAGUGGAGAACAGUCACUACCUAACAUGGAUCAAGCUUCUUUGAACACUACACUUGACAAGCUUGUGAUAAAGGUGAUUCCGAUGGAGAACUUGAAUGGCCGAAAACUUGUAGAAGCUGGAGAUCUCUGUGAGAGAAGAAAUGGCAGAGGAGUUGAUCUCAACCGGAAUUGGAGUGUAGAUUGGGGCAAAAAGGAGAAGGACUAUGAUCCUUAUGAGGAGAAUCCUGGAACUGCUCCAUUUAGUGAGCCUGAAGCUCAAAUUAUGCGGAAACUUGCCAUCUCGUUCGAACCACAUGUGUGGAUCAAUGUGCACUCUGGAAUGGAGGCUCUUUUUAUGCCUUAUGAUCAUAAAAAUACAACACUUGAUGGAUUGCCGUUGAAGCGGAUGAAUUCAUUGCUUGAAGAAGUAAACAAUCUUCAUUUUCAAAAGCGUUGCGUGGUUGGGUCGGGAGGCGGUUCUGUGGGGUAUUUUGCACAUGGGACAGCAACCGAUUUCAUGUAUGAUGUCGUGAGGGUUCCGAUGUCAUUCACCUUUGAGAUAUAUGGAGAUGUAACAGCUUCAUCAAGAGACUGUUUUAAAAUGUUUAAUCCUACUGACAAAACUAGCUAUGUUAGAGUUCUUGAUGAAUGGUCUACAACAUUCUUUACAAUUUUUAAACUGGGGCCACUCCGACUUGGUGACAUCAAUUCAAAAGCGCCUGCCAAGUUGGAUAAAUUCGUAUCAAUAGAUGAAUAUUUAGAUGGUUAUUUAAUGGAAAGAAGAAAUAGGUAUGGGAAAAAGAUGGAGGUUCUUGACCUUGGAAUGCAAGAAAUAAGAACAUAUUUUAGGCUCUUCUUAUUGUCUUCAGUGUUGCUAAUGUUCAUGUUCUGUUCUAGAAUUUCAAAAAGUAAGUCCAGUAGACCAGUUCCUGCUAUGCCGCUCUAA
Messenger RNA from Arachis stenosperma, 1543 nucleotides. RefSeq lists its product as uncharacterized. Gene Ontology annotation, biological process: proteolysis. Gene Ontology annotation, molecular function: metallocarboxypeptidase activity; zinc ion binding. Bases 242 to 1543 code for a protein of 433 amino acids. Lineage: Eukaryota; Viridiplantae; Streptophyta; Magnoliopsida; Fabales; Fabaceae. The record is from RefSeq and is a predicted model, not a curated record. The transcript is spliced from 11 exons.